AUGGCAGAAAACAGUUGUUCAGAAUGGGUACGUGACAUAUGUUGCAUCAUCAUUAUUGUUAUUCUUCUGGAUAGCCUCUUCCUCUUCAUCUUGUGGGCAGUAGUCAUCGGUGUCGAUUAUCAUGUGGUUGGUGCAUCCCUGACUGAAUUCAACCUCACCAGCGAUAACAUGCUUCCUCACAACCUCAGGCUCAAUGUGACAUUGAUGAACCCAACAACCAAAAUUGUUCUACAUCGUCGCAUUGAAGUCACUGCUUAUUACUGCGACCAACAGUUUGGUGUUACAAACUUCUUCGCACCAUUCCGGCAAGUCCCUAAGAACACGACGCUGCUCCACCCAGUCUUCCACGGUGAAUCACGUCUGUUCCUUGACAUCCCUAAGAACACGACGCUGCGACCAACAGUUCUACUCAAGCUCCAUGUACAUCCCAAGUACAAGAUUGGAUCGCUUAAGAUAGGAGCCCGUUCUGAUGAUCUUAACUGUCAACUAAUGGUUCCUUUAGUAUCAUCAGUUGGGAGCUCAGCUACCACUUUCAAGAGCACAAAAUGUGUUGGACCACCGCUGCCGGAAUUUAAUGGCCGUUGA
Nelumbo nucifera (sacred lotus) is the source of this 585-nucleotide messenger RNA. RefSeq names its product NDR1/HIN1-like protein 3. Gene Ontology annotation, biological process: defense response to other organism. Gene Ontology annotation, cellular component: plasmodesma; plasma membrane. The record is from RefSeq and is a predicted model, not a curated record. Lineage: Eukaryota; Viridiplantae; Streptophyta; Magnoliopsida; Proteales; Nelumbonaceae.